This is a messenger RNA of Stegodyphus dumicola, 3278 nucleotides long. RefSeq lists its product as uncharacterized. NCBI's taxonomy places the organism in Eukaryota, Metazoa, Arthropoda, Arachnida, Araneae, Eresidae. Gene Ontology annotation, molecular function: RNA polymerase II cis-regulatory region sequence-specific DNA binding; DNA-binding transcription factor activity. Gene Ontology annotation, biological process: regulation of transcription by RNA polymerase II. The record is from RefSeq and is a predicted model, not a curated record.
UCUGUUAUUAUGCAUAGAAACCGAAUGAAUCUCCAUCUAUGUUAAAUAAAAUAUUUUACAAACUGUAUUUUAUACAUUACAGUAUAAUGAAGAUUUCUCAUUAUUCCCUGUGACAAAAUAUACUGUUUCGCUUUAUAUUGUUAUAAUGUAGAAUGAUAAAAAUUUUUACAUCUUGUUUAACUAGCCGAUUAUAAUUUAACUGUUUGUUAUGUAUAAAUUUGCGACUUCUUUCUGUUCCUAACAAGAAUUUAGUCAUGAGUAUGAAAAUAAUGCAGAAUUAUCCGUACAUUAUGCAAGUUCCUAAUGGAGGUGAGCAAAAUUUUAAGAAUUUUGCUUUUAAUAGUUUGCAUUAUGAGAAUUGUAUUUGUAAAAGGCUGGAAAGUACAGAAAUUUACAAUAAAAGACUUGAAAAUUCAGAUGUAUAUAGUAAGAAACCAGAAAAUUCAGAAGCAUAUAAUAAAAGAACUGAAAAUUCUGAUACUUACAGCAAAAGACUUGAAAACUCUGAUGCUUACAAUAAAAGACUUGAAAACUCUGACAUAUACAAUAAGAGAUUAGAAAAUGCUAAUGCAUACAGCAAAGGAAUUCAGAACAAUCUGAAUAAAAAACAUUUCUUAACAGGUUCUUCCAAUUCUCUUCCCAAAAUGAAUCUAUGCGAUAUAUGUAAAAAGAGCUUUUCGACAAAAGGCAACCUUCAGAAUCAUCAUGUUGUUCAUAGUGGGCAGAAACCACAUGAGUGCUCCGUAUGUAAAAAGACAUUUUCUCAGCGAAGUACUUUGGGAAAACAUUAUCUUAUUCAUACUGGUGAGAAACCACAUGUUUGUACGGUGUGCCAGAGGGGAUUUCGACAAGCUAAUAAUCUUCGAAUCCACUUCCUUACACACUCUGGUGAAAAACCUCAUUUAUGUAAUAUUUGUGAAAGAGGAUUUACCCAAAAGAUUGCUCUUCAGAAACACAUGUUGACACAUACUGGUGUUAAACCCCAUGAAUGCAAUGUAUGCAAAAGACGUUUCACUACUAAAGGUAAUCUCCAAAAACACUUCUUGACUCACACUGGUGAAAAACCUCAUGUAUGUGGUAUUUGCAGUCGUGGCUUUUCUCAAAAAAUAGCUUUGAAGAAACAUCACCUUACACACACUGGAGAGAAACCACAUGUAUGCAGUGUGUGUAGUAAAGGUUUCACAACUAAAGGUAAUCUGAAAUCCCACUUUAAGCGUCAUACUAGAGAAAAGUCAGGCUUGUCAUCAUCUAUUGCUCAUUCAAUUGUAGUACCUGCUUCGAUAGCACAAUCACUAUUGGUACCAGCAUCUAUAGCACAAUCAAUUUUAACAUCUGCACCUUCACAAGCACAGAAUGUCUCGACAUCACGUGCUCAGUCACAUGGUGUAACAACUUCCAUGACCCAGUCACAGACUGUGCCCACAUCUUUAGUUCAGUCUCAUUCUAUUUCAACCUCCUUAGCCCAAUCACAUGAGGUUGCUGCAUCACAACCUCGUGUUUCAGUAUCAUCUGUUGGGCAGUCACUUGUUGUUCCAGCCUCAGUUGCUAGAGCUCUAGUACCAACAUCUCAUGCCCAAGCCCUUGGUAUACCACCAUCUCAUACUCAAUCUCUUGUCCCAUCUUCUCAUGCCCAGUCCCUUGUAGUUCCAGCUUCCCAUGCCCAAUCUCAUGCAGCACCAACAUCUCAUACACAGUCUCUUGUAGUACCUGCAUCACAUGCACAAUCACAUAUAACAUCUCCUCAUAUACGUAAUGGAGAGAGUUGUAAGGGUCAACAUAUUACUGUCUUAUAAAAUAAGAAAAAGUAUUUCGACUCGCUUUGUACACGUUGUUUUACAAAUGAAGUAAAUUUGGCAAAUUGCCUGGUGAUAGUUAUCACUAAGAACUGUUUAUUAACUUUUUAUAAACAUUUCUUCUUACAAAAUUAAAAUAAUUUAUUUCCAUUUUAAAAUUUAAAUUUGUGCAUUUUUUUAUGCUCAUUGAAUGAGUUUCACUGAGACAUCUAGUUCAUAGUUCCUCUGUAUUUCAAUAAAUACAGAAUUUAAGAGUAGUUGGAUUGUUUCUGCACUAGUUUAAAAUCAUUUUUAAUGCUAGGCCCUAUUUUAAUUUGUCAUACUGUGCCAAAAUGAUUAUAUUAUAAAGUAACUUGCUAUAAUAUUUUAACAUAAGGUGCAAGUUUGGUGUGUUGUUAUCUAAAUGCUGAGCAAUAGCAAUGUUUUAAUUUGUUAUUGUGUUACAGUAGCAAAAUUUAGAUAUUUAAUAUUUUUAUUUUGCAGUAUUAGUUAAUGAUUUUCAAAUGCUGUCAAUUUGGCAGCAUAGUACUUUGGUGAUUAAUUUCAACCUAAGAAUUCAGUCUAUGCAAAACUAAUUUGUUAUUUUCUUUGCAUAUUUCUUGUAGUUUGACUCUGACAUUGAUAGCAUUUUGACAAAUAUAUCAGAAAUUAUAUAUUUUCACUAUUUUUUUCCCCUUUAUCUUCUUCAAGUAAUUUGCAUGUGGAAUUUUCUAUUAGUGUAUAUAUGCUUGCUAUUCCAAAAAAUUGAGCUAAAUAAAGAAGAAAAGUUUAAAAUCUUUUUUCUGUCUAACAUUUGAUUACAAAUUUAAUGAAUAUUUUAUUUUAAUUCUUUUUUAAAAAUUGUUCUGUAUUUUAUUAUCUAAAUUGCUCCUUUGACUUGCACUGUUUUUCAGAAUGCGGAUUCUUGAAGAAAUUUAGAUGGUAAUGUAAAGUUCUGAUUUUUAAUUUAGGUGAUGUGUGAUUUAUAAAUUUAAUCAUAAAAUGUUAUAUAUUUAUUUUUAGAGAAGUCUGCUUCAAACAUGUUGUUGAUAUUAUAAUUUUAAUCUGAUUGGUAUUAUGGUAUUGACAUCCAAAAAUAUGUCUGUCCUCUGCUUGCUGAUUUAUUUCUUUGCUGUGUAAAAGUUUAUGAAACAUGAGCCCUCAAUGCAUCAUUAUAAAGUUAAUAAUAUGAAUAUUAUAUAUAUUCAUGACUACAUACAUUACCUGAAUUAAAAAAUUAUAUAUUAAUUUAAUAUUACAUGAACUAAGAAGAAAUAGAUGAUUUGUGAUGAAUAAAAUCAUAAUUCAUGGACUAAUUUUAAAUUAUCUAUGUGGCUAAAUUUUAAUUUGUGUAUGAAUUUUAGGAACUGAAGUCAUUAUUUUAAUCCAUGAAAUAAGGAAUUGCAAGUUUAGAAAUGAAGUGAUUAUUUUAAUCUAUGAAAUAAGGAAUUGCAAGGUUUUCCAUUGCACUCUAAGGUUGGCAUCAAUAAUUAAUGUUUGUGCAUA